This is a messenger RNA of Nasonia vitripennis (jewel wasp), 1828 nucleotides long. Its product is annotated as ATP-dependent RNA helicase WM6. The record is from RefSeq and is a predicted model, not a curated record. Gene Ontology annotation, molecular function: ATP binding; RNA helicase activity; RNA binding. The transcript is spliced from 9 exons. Gene Ontology annotation, biological process: mRNA splicing, via spliceosome; mRNA export from nucleus. NCBI's taxonomy places the organism in Eukaryota, Metazoa, Arthropoda, Insecta, Hymenoptera, Pteromalidae. Bases 243 to 1520 code for a protein of 425 amino acids.
GGCCAACGCCAUUCGCGAGUAGGCCAUCUGACUCGCGUAGUACGCACACCGCGACUUGGCGCGUCCGGAAGUCCUAUAUACAUUCACCGGCAUAAAAUGGCUUGGCUUCUCCCCCCUCUUCUCUUCAUGUCGGCGUUGCCCGGCCCGCGGGCAAUCGAACUGCUCCGCCGUCCGUUCAGUCGUCGUUGAUCGUCGAGCUCUGUUCAUUACUUUAAUAGUGUCACAUUCACCACUAAUUCAAAAUGGCAGACAAUGACGAUCUUUUGGACUACGAAGAUGAGGAGCAGACCGAACAGAUUGUGGAAGGAAAUGGAGAAGUUGCCCCUGCCAAGAAGGAAGUCAAGGGAACAUACGUAUCUAUACACAGCAGUGGCUUCAGGGACUUCUUGCUAAAACCAGAAAUUCUUCGAGCAAUUGUCGAUUGUGGUUUUGAACAUCCUUCAGAAGUUCAACACGAAUGCAUUCCACAAGCUGUGCUUGGUAUGGACAUCCUUUGCCAGGCUAAGUCUGGUAUGGGAAAAACCGCUGUGUUUGUCCUAGCCACCCUGCAACAGUUGGAAUCCACAGAAAACCAUGUCUAUGUAUUGGUUAUGUGCCAUACUAGAGAAUUGGCUUUCCAAAUUAGCAAGGAGUAUGAAAGGUUCAGCAAAUACAUGCAAAACGUCAAGGUAUCAGUAUUCUUUGGUGGUUUACCAAUCCAAAAAGACGAAGAGGUCUUGAAAAACACAUGUCCCCAUAUUGUUGUGGGAACACCAGGACGUAUCUUAGCUCUUAUCAAAAGCAAAAAGUUGAACCUUAAACACCUGAAGCAUUUCGUCUUGGAUGAAUGUGACAAAAUGCUUGAACAGUUAGACAUGCGCAAAGAUGUACAAGAAAUUUUCCGAAGCACUCCUCAUGGCAAGCAAGUUAUGAUGUUCAGCGCCACAUUAUCCAAGGAGAUUCGUCCAGUCUGCAAGAAAUUCAUGCAAGAUCCUAUGGAGGUCUAUGUGGAUGAUGAAGCCAAACUUACACUUCACGGAUUACAACAGCAUUAUAUCAAACUGAAAGAAAAUGAGAAAAAUAAGAAACUUUUUGAACUUUUAGACGUUCUUGAAUUCAAUCAAGUCGUUAUCUUCGUAAAAUCAGUCCAGAGAUGCAUGGCGUUGGCUCAACUUCUCACCGAACAGAACUUCCCGGCAAUCGGCAUCCACAGAGGAAUGACACAAGAAGAACGUUUGACAAAAUAUCAAUCUUUCAAAGACUUCCAGAAGAGAAUUCUGGUAGCUACGAAUCUCUUUGGGCGUGGUAUGGAUAUUGAACGUGUGAACAUUGUAUUCAAUUACGAUAUGCCCGAAAAUUCCGACACAUACCUCCAUCGAGUAGCACGAGCUGGAAGAUUUGGUACAAAAGGUUUAGCUAUCACGUUCAUCAGCGAUGAGAGCGAUGCCAAAAUCUUAAAUGACGUGCAGGAAAGAUUUGACGUGAACAUUACUGAAUUACCUGAUGAAAUAGACUUAGCUUCCUACAUUGAAGGACGAUAACCACAAAUUCCAUGAAUUGUCACAAUUUUAUCAUUAAUCAUCGACAAAACACCCACACUGAACCUGACAAUUUAAUGCAAUCGUUGCAUAAUUAAUCAAUUAUUUAUUGCGAAUUUUUGUAAUUUUUACAAAAGUAAUUUUUUUCCAAAGUAAAUUUGCUCUUAAAGGCUUUUGUAAUUGUAGUCGUGAUUUUUAAGCAAUUGCUCAUUCUUCAUUUUUUUAAGAUUGUUUUAAUAUCUAGUAAGACUUGUAAAUAAUGAACAUUUUGAUUUACAAUAAAAAGGUGUACUUACUUUUUUGAAAACGCA